UUCGAUGUUGUGGUUGUUGUUUGGUAAUUUGGUUACAUUUUUAAGAAAAACUGUACUUUUUAUUUUUAUCACGUACGACAACAAUUUUAGAAGAAAACAGUUGUGUGAUUAAUAUUUAUUUUGUGAUAAGCAUGUCGUUGGAUACAUUGAAAUUUGAAAACGGUUUGUGUAGAUGUUGUCACAGUGACGGGAAUCACAGGAAUUUAGCGGAGCCCUGGAUGCAUCUGGGACGGCAAGAGAUAUAUGUUGAUAUGUUGCAGGAAUGCCUUAAUAUUAGAGUUAACUCAGUACAAGGACCGUUAUGUACAGUUACAUACACUAUAUGUGAGGAUUGCAUACUAAGGUUGCGUGAUGCAUGCAACUUCAAGCAGCAAGUGGAGAAAUGCGAAGAACAGUUCUAUGUGCUGUAUGCCCAGAAUGCCAUCAAAUUGGGUUCCAGUUAUGGUAUCGAUGUAAAAGAAGAAAAAACUGAAGAUGCUACCGAAGUAGAUAUUAAGCCAAAUAUGUACCCAUUCGAUGAAGCCGAUGACGAUUUGGAUUACAGUCACGAUGGAGAUGACCGCGAUUACGAUGUGGAAAUCGAAAUCAAGAAAGAGCAAAAGUCUCGUACCAAAAAGGUGAAAACGAAAGAUAAAUCCAAGGCCAAACCGAAGGGAUCGCCACGCAAACACGCCGUCAAAUCGAAAGGAGAAGACGCGGAGAAAGAGAAAAAAGGGGACGCACUACACACUCCCUUUGUCACGUUAGAAGAGGGUGGCCGCAAAAGAUACCAAUGCACAAUAUGCCAGAAAGUGUUCAAUGCUCGCGAUCUGUUCAGCCAGCACUACAAGCAUGUACACUUGAAACUGAGGCCGAAACUUCGCUCCUGCUACUUAUGCCCAGUCAAGGUGCCGACGGAUUCGAGGUCUAAGCACUUGGAAGAAGCCCACGGAGUUCCGAGGCCGACUUGCAAUGCUUGCGGUAAAAAGUUCUCGUUCCCUAAUCAGGUGCUACGACACCACAGAGCUUACCAUAUGGCCGAAAAGUUGUUCCAGUGUCCGAUAUGCGAUGUAAAAUGCGAGACAAGAUUUCAAUUAAAGCGCCACUCAGACAAGCACUCGCCGAAGAGACCUUACAAAUGCGAUUACUGCGACAAAUCAUUCAAAUGGAAGAAGAAUCUGAAAACACAUGUAAUGAUACAUCUAGAUGAACGCCCGCACGUCUGUGAGAUAUGCGAAGAGGCGUUUGUGCAGCAGUCGAGUCUAAAAUACCAUAUGACGAAGAAACACGCGGAGUUUCAUUGUUAAGUUUGUUAUAAUAGCAAUAAAAAUAUAUUCUGUAUUGUUUUUCGUUAUUCAAUUCGUGUAUGUCGUAUGAAAGAUGUAGAAACGUGUGAUUUAUGUUUAUUAUAAUAAUUAUUAGAAAAAUAAGUUUGUUAUUAAUAUAGAAGUUUGUUUUUAUAAUUGUCUUGU
Chilo suppressalis (striped riceborer) is the source of this 1451-nucleotide messenger RNA. The record is from the annotation of a GenBank genome assembly. NCBI's taxonomy places the organism in Eukaryota, Metazoa, Arthropoda, Insecta, Lepidoptera, Crambidae.